AUGAGCCUCUUACUGCCAUUUGACUCCAUCUGCAUUUUCCUCUGUGCCCAAGUGCUGCUCACAUGGGGUCUACAAGAACUUCAUGCCAACCAGGAGACAAUUGUCAAGAUUUCUGCUGCUGGCCGACUGAUGCAGUGCUCUGCUUCAGUAGAUAUCCUCCUGCUGUUAGAUGGGUCAUACAGCAUUGGCAAAGGAAGCUUUGAGAGGUCUAAGCACUUUGCAGGCAAACUCUGUGAUGCCUUGAACAUCAAUCCGGAUAGGGUCAGAGUGGGAGUGAUACAGUUUAGCUCAACUCCCCAGCUAGAAUUCCCCUUGGAUUUGUAUUUAACCAAGCAGGAAGUAAAGGAGCAAAUCAAGAAGAUUGUGUUCAAAGGCGGGAGCACAGAAACGGGGCUCGCGCUGAAAUACAUUCUCCUGAAAGGUUUCCCUGGUGGCAGAAAUUCCUCUGUCCCUGAAAUCCUGAUCGUCCUCUCGGACGGGAAAUCACAAGGCAAUGUAGCAAUACCCGCUAAGCAGCUGAAGGACAGGGGCACUACAGUAUUUGCUGUGGGAGUCAAGUUUCCAAGGUGGGAGGAGCUGCACACACUGGCCAGUGAACCAACUGAGCAGCAUGUGCUGUUUGCUGAACAUGUGGAUGAUGCUGCCAAUGGCCUGUAUAGCACCCUCACCAGCUCUACUGUCUGUAGUGCUGUCUCUCCAGGUUGCAAGACUGAAUCUCACCCUUGCGAACGCAAGACACUGGAGACCGUGAAAGAGCUGGCUGGGAACUAUAUGUGUUGGAAAGGGUCAAAGAGACCCAAUGCAGUGCAUACAUCUCUCUGCCCGUUUUACAGUUGGAAAAGAGUCUUGAUAAAACACCCGGCCAGAUGCUACCGAACUACAUGCCCAGAUCCCUGCGAUUCCCAGCCUUGUCACAAUGGAGGCACGUGCGUUCCAGAGGGAUUAGAAAGGUACCACUGUGUGUGUCCUGUUGGAUUUGGAGGAGAUGCCAGCUGCGCACCGAAGCUGAGUCUGGAGUGCAGCGUGGAUCUUCUUUUCCUGGUGGACAGCUCAUCUGGUACCACCUUGGAGGGAUUCCUGCGCUACAAGGCCUUCCUGAAAAGGUUCAUUCGGGCAGUGUUGAGCAAAGACUCCCCAGCAAACGUCGGAGUGGCCCAGUACAGCAAUGAUGUCCAGAUCCCCAUCAAAGUGGGCGAGUACAAGGACGUGCUCAGUCUCAUGAAGAGCGUUGACACCAUGCAUUUCAGCGGAGGGGGAACCUUCACCGGCAAAGCCCUUCGGUAUGUCACGCAGCAUGGCUUUAAGAGUGCUCCGGCCUUCGCAGACGUUCACGACAAUCUCCCGCGUGUGGUUGUCUUGCUCACGGAUUCGGAGUCCCAGGAUCCUGUGGUAGAAGCAGCUAAAUAUACCAGAGGCAGAGGGCUCUUCCUAAUUGGCGUGGGCAGCGACUUCUUAAGAGCAGAGCUGGACGACGUGACUGGGAAUCCAAAGCGGACGGUUGUCUAUUCCAACCCCCAGGAUCUGUUCAACAAGAUCCCUGAGCUGCAGAAAAAAAUCUGCAGUGUAGACAGUCCUCAAGGCUGCCAGUCCCAGUCUCUGGAUCUGGUUUUCGCCUUGGAUGCCUCAGCUGGAGUUGGCCGGGAGAACUUUCUGUGGCUGAGGCACUUUGUCAGUAGCAGCUCUCUGCAGUUCAAUAUCAAUCGGGACGUCACCCAGAUAGGCCUUGUGGUCUACGGCAGCCGGGCUCGCACUGCGUUCGCCCUGGACGCGCAUGUCACCAGCUCAGCUCUCCUGCAGGCCAUCAGCCAGGUGCCUUUCCUUGGUGGCUCGGCCUCCACGGGCAGAGCCUUGCUGCACAUUCAUGAUGACGUCAUGACUGUUUCAAAAGGGGCGAGGCCUGGGGUGAGCAAGGCCGUGGUGGUGAUCACAGAUGGGAGCGGCAUCGAGGAUGCAGUUGUUCCAGCUCAGCAGCUGCGGAGCAACGGCGUGUCGGUGUUUCUUGUCGGGAUUGGGGGUGUACGGAGGGACACGCUGCUGAGGAUUGCCGGUUCUCCCAACUACCUGAUACACGUUUCAUCUUAUGAUGAUCUGCGCAAUUACAAAGACUUUAUCAUUGAAAGAAUAUGUGAAGAGGCUAAACGCCCGGUGAACCUGUGCAAACCUAACCCGUGCCUGAAUGAGGGCGUGUGUGUUCUCAGGAAUGGAAGCUACCGGUGUGAAUGCCGAGGCUGGGAAGGACCGCACUGUGAAAGCAGAAUUUUAAGGGGUGAUUCUUCAAGAUCACCGGUCCCUCCCACAAACUUUCACAUCCAACGAAAUCCGAGUGGUUUGCAGCAGUUUAACAGAGCUCUCUGA
Emys orbicularis (European pond turtle) is the source of this 2355-nucleotide messenger RNA. RefSeq names its product von Willebrand factor A domain containing 2 (gene VWA2). Gene Ontology annotation, biological process: calcium-independent cell-matrix adhesion. Gene Ontology annotation, molecular function: calcium ion binding. The record is from RefSeq and is a predicted model, not a curated record. Lineage: Eukaryota; Metazoa; Chordata; Testudines; Emydidae. Bases 1 to 2355 code for a protein of 784 amino acids. Gene Ontology annotation, cellular component: basement membrane. The transcript has 13 exons.